This is a messenger RNA of Carya illinoinensis, 591 nucleotides long. RefSeq names its product secreted RxLR effector protein 161-like. The record is from RefSeq and is a predicted model, not a curated record. The transcript is spliced from 2 exons. Bases 1 to 591 code for a protein of 196 amino acids. NCBI's taxonomy places the organism in Eukaryota, Viridiplantae, Streptophyta, Magnoliopsida, Fagales, Juglandaceae.
AUGGCAAAAAUCCCCUAUGCUUCGGUUGUGGGGAGCUUGAUAUAUGCACAGAUUUGCAUGAGGCCAGACAUCAGUUUUGCAGUUGGCAUGCUUGGGCGUUACCAGAGUAACCCAGGGAUGUCUCAUUGGAAAGCAGCAAAGAGGGUAUUGCGAUAUUUGCAAGGAACUAAGGAUUACCAGCUUACCUUUAGGAGAACUGACAACUUAGAGGUAACUGGAUACUCAGACUCUGAUUUUGCCGGUUGUUCUGAUAGUAGGAAAUCUACUUCUGGAUAUGUUUUCCUACUAGCCGGUGGAGCGAUCUCAUGGAAAAGUAUGAAGCAAACUAUCACUGCUUCAUCAACAAUGGAGGCUGAGUUUGUGGCAUGCUUUGAGGCCACAGUACAUGUAUUUUUCUCAAAAAAUGAUAGGUAUUCUAAAGGUGCUAAACACAUGGAGCUCAAAUACUUAAGUGUCAAGAAGGAAGUACAGAAACAGACAGUGUCCAUAGAACAUAUUAGUACUACACUUAUGAUAGCAGACCCAUUAACAAAGGGUCUAGUAGCAAAACAGUUUAAAGAACAUGUUGACAGAAUGGGUCUUAUGAUGUAA